AUGACGAAGAUUGUCUCCAUCGCCGAGGAGGGGACGCUGAUGCCCAGAGAGAUGCGACCUGGUGAGCCUCCCCUGGACGUGGGCCGGGUCCCUUGGCUGGGCCAUGCCUUGGAGUUUGGAAGAGAUGCUGCCAGCUUCCUCACUAGGAUGAAAGAGAAGCAUGGUGACAUCUUUACCGUGCUGGUGGGGGGCAGGUAUGUCACGGUCCUCCUGGACCCACACUCCUAUGACACUGUGGUGUGGGAGCCGCGCACCAAGCUGGACUUCCACGCCUAUGCCGUCUUCCUCAUGGAGCGCAUCUUUGACGUGCUGCUUCCACACUACAGCCCUGGCGACGAGAAGGCCAAGAUGAAGCCGACUCUGCUCCACAGAGACCUCCAGGCGCUGACAGAGGCCAUGUACACCAACCUCCGCGCUGUCCUGCUGGGUGACGCCACGGAGGCGGGCGGUGGCUGGCAGGAGAUGGGGCUCCUGGAUUUCUCCUACAGCCUCCUGCUCAGAGCUGGCUACCUGACCCUCUACGGAGUCGAGGCCCUGCCACGUACUCCCCAGAGCCAGGCCCAGGACCGCGCACACUCGGCCGACGUCUUCCACACCUUCCGCCAGCUCGACCUGCUGCUCCCCAAGCUGGCGCGUGGCUCCCUGUCUGCGGGGGAUAAGGACCGCGUGUGCAGGGCCAAGGGCCGCCUGUGGAAGCUGCUGGCCCCAGCCAAGCUGGCCACCCGGGCACACAGGAGCAGCUGGCUGGACAGCUACCUGCUGCACCUGCAGGAGAUGGGCGUGUCGGAGGAGAUGCAGGCGCGGGCGCUGGUGCUGCAGCUCUGGGCCACCCAGGGGAACAUGGGUCCCACUGCCUUCUGGCUCCUGCUCUUCCUCCUCAAGAACCCGGAGGCCCUGGCUGCUGUCCGCCAAGAACUGGAGUAUUCCUUCUCGCAGCUGGAGCAGCCUGUCUUGCAGACGAGCGCCCUCCCGCAGAAGGCCUUGGACAGCAUGUCCGUGCUUGACAGCGUGCUGAGCGAGACCCUCAGGCUCACAGCCGCGCCCUUCAUCACCCGGGAGGUCAUGGUGGACCUGGCCUUGCCCAUGGCUGACGGGCGGGAGUUCGCCCUGCGACGGGGUGACCGUCUCCUCCUCUUCCCCUUCCUGAGUCCCCAGAAGGACCCGGAAAUCUACACGGACCCGGAGGUAUUUAAAUACAACCGAUUCCUGAACCCUGAUGGAUCAGAGAAGAAAGACUUUUACAAGGACGGGAAGAGACUGAAAAAUUACACCUUGCCCUGGGGCGCGGGCCACAACCAGUGCCUGGGCCGGGCCUACGCCACCAGCAGCAUCAAGCAAUUUGUGUUGCUGGUGCUGACGCACUUGGACCUGGAGCUGACCCACCCGGACGUGGAGGUCCCCCAGUUUGACCUCAGCAGGUACGGCUUCGGCCUGAUGCAGCCGGAACAUGACGUGACCAUCCGCUACCGCCUUCGCUAAGGCCGAGGUGGACAGCCAGGCCCACUCCAGCCAGCCUGCCCCUGCAGUCUGGGCUCCGUGUCUGCAUUUGGCCUGGGGGCAGAGUUUUAACACCCCAGGGUGCUGGCCUCACUACUUUCCUGCUUUUUUCCCUACAAGGCUGAGUCAGGAGGCUGUGGGGGAGAGGGGAGGGCGAGGAAGAAGAGGAGCUAAGAGAAAGCAAACAGACAUCAGAGGAGAAGCUCUAUGGACUGACUGCUGCGAGGAUUUACACCCAGAGAGAGCUUCCCUCUGCUUCUGGCUCACCUCGCUCUUGCCUUAUGAAACCCACAAAAUCCAGGCACACGAGGUGAACUAGGAGUCCUCAUUCCAGUAUCCCCAAGUCCUGGCAAGUCCCUUUCCAGGUCCUUCCUGAUGAGCUCCCGGCCAGAACCAGCCAGCACAGAUGCUAUACCUGGGGAAGGCCCAUUCUGACCUGGCAGCUUGUCCCUUGAAAUAAACUCUGCCCCCAAAUUAUCAUUCAGCCAAAGACAUCCCAUCCCACCUGGCUUCUUGGAUGCCGCUUCUGCUGGCACCUCCCUCUGCCUCGUCCUCACUGAUACUUGUAAAAGGCAGGUGGGUUUCCCCUGGCUGGUGUGCUGCAGUGCAGACAUGAACUCUGCCCAUGCUGGGCUGGGAGCAAGAGCAUGCUCUGGUCCAGAGUGAGGAGCUCUCCCGCGAGGGGGUUUCCCCAGGGUUGAGACUCAGGCAGGGAAUCAAGAAGACCGGCCCCCCAGGACGGCCGAUGGGAGGAAGCACCAGGACUGCUGUGGUCCAGCCAGGGAAAGAGGAGGUCCUGGUUUCCUGUUCUCUAGCUCAGAUGCUCCAGCUGUGGGCACAGCCCAGUCUGUAACCCAGCGUUGGUUGGCAUAUGCUUUAGUUGUUAUAUCCUCUUUAAUUCAAAAAGCGUUAAUUCAAAAUGUCCAGCUUCUCUUGAAAACUUGCAAAACCUAGUCCCAGGGGCAGCCACUGGCCGGAGCCAAGAAGCGGCUGCCUCCCUCACAGCCACGCGCCCGCCCGACCCAUGGGGCCUCUGCUCUCUCUGUCUGCGUCUCUGGGCACGGUACCCGCUGGGCCCUGAGCCAUUUGGCUUUGCGAGCAAGCCCUGUUGUGACUCUUAGACUUUGAACAAACAGACCAACAGUGAAAACAUGCUUUUGCAUCUAGCUUCAGAAAAAGAAAUCAGCUCAGCGAGAAACUGCCUGGAAGAUAUUAUUAUGAUGGUGAUGUCGUUAUUGACACCAGCUGCUAUCCAUUGAGGACCCUCUCACGGCCAUGAUGGGCACAGUGGACAUAGUAUUGCUACUUCUCACAGCAUGUCUAUAAAGAGAGGAAGGCUGUUUCUCUUUGCAGAGAAAAAAUGGGCCCAGAGUGGUAAAGCAAUUUGCCCAAGGUCCGCACAGCUGCCGAGAUGGUAGAAUUUGGUAGCACACUCGCUGCCCUGUCCACGGCAGUGUGAGUAAUGCUGCGCUCCUUGGGCUCGGGGUGGGAGAGGAGAGGGAGUUCUGUCUGGCUUUUGAGAGCUGACAGAGCUGCAGGCACCCCUGGGUGGGUGAGCUCGUGAGACACGGGCACUCACAUCGCCAGGGCCUUGUAGCUUAGGCUGAAGGGAGCUGGAGCUGAAGAUAUUGAAGUACAGCCUGGGAGAGAGAAGAGAGAUCUCUGAAUGUCCCAGGGGUGAGUCUCUUCUCUGAGUAGCACGAGGGCUUAGGGGCUUCCCUGGCCCCUCAGCCUCCAAGCACCCCCAGGAUUCCCAGACAGACUGUGAUUGGCAGGAGGUGGGAUAUCCCCAGGGAAACCCAUCUUCACGCCUGGGUGACCCCCGCUGCUGCCUGCUUCUUAACUCCGCAGGAAAUCAGGCUGGCAGCCUCCUUUGGGAGGAAGGAGCCGGUUUCCAUGGCAACCCUCUGCUGCCUCAUCCUGGCUGGAAGGGAAGGCAGAAAGAGGCAGAAAUAGCUGCAGGAAGAUGGCUGGUCUUGGCGUCCUCCCUGGCAUGCUGGGGGGACCCUCAGGAUGUCCCCUCCCAAAUCAGGGCUCCUGGGCCGCCAGACUAGAGUCUCACCUCCGUUCACAAAAGGGCCAAUUGCUUUUUAAGGCGGCCCCAGUCCAUCAUUAGGAAGAGACGAUUCUUCGACCAGGCAGCUCCAGCUGGAGUUGGAGAUACUGACGUACAGCUCAGGAGACCAUGAUUAAGCCCUCCCACCCUGUUUUCACCUUUAUUGCUUUUCAUUCUUCUUGGAAACAACAUAGGCUAUAGAGAAAAGUGGGGGAGGAGGGGUGAGCUCACACUACAGCCUAGCGGGGUGUCCAUGGCAUUGUAUUUUGUCAUGGCUUCCUUUAGAACCACAAACUGCAGGGUUUGGGGGGCUGUGCUCUUAGGGUGCCCUGCAGGCAUGCUUCCUCACCUGUCCUACUAUUUGGGGGGGGGUUAUAAUUUGUACUGUUGUUUACCAGGUGUUUUCCUUUAAACAGACUUUUUUUUUUUACAAAAGUUUAUUUUUACAUCAUUUUGUACAUUU
Molecule: messenger RNA, 4016 nt
Organism: Condylura cristata (star-nosed mole)
Lineage: Eukaryota; Metazoa; Chordata; Mammalia; Eulipotyphla; Talpidae
Gene: PTGIS
Product: prostaglandin I2 (prostacyclin) synthase
Exons: 10
Coding region: 1-1479 (492 amino acids)
Biological process (GO): prostaglandin biosynthetic process
Molecular function (GO): iron ion binding; prostaglandin-I synthase activity; oxidoreductase activity, acting on paired donors, with incorporation or reduction of molecular oxygen
Source: RefSeq, a predicted model, not a curated record